AUGAGCGGCAUAAAAAGACCAUCUUCUGAGGUCACGUUAGACGAUACCACCCGCCCAGAAUCGGUGGUGAGUUCGGUGUCCCAAAAUAACGACCUCGAAUGGGUGUUAAUGAGCACGUUAUCCGAUGGGAUUAUCGAAGUCAGUGAGAAAGAAGUCCAGCGACCAGAAUUAGUCAAACUCAUGAAAGAUGUGGCCAAUGGGGUGGCUGAAAGUUUCCAAGACUCUCCUACCCCGGUCAACGUCAUUAAGACCUGGGAAGUGCGGGUGAAUGAUAAUAUCAACAAACGGGUAAAUCAAAUCUGCGAUCAAUUGAACAAUAAUCGAGAUGUCUUGCUUGUUUCUCUGGGGAAAGAUAGUCAAAAACUCAUUUCCGUGGUGGAAAUUGUCAAGCAGUUGAUAGUCUCGGGAGAUGAUGUGGUAGUCUUAUCAAAGAAAAAGAAUAAUGAUAAUAAUAAUAAUAAUACUAAUAAUAAUACUAAUAAUAAUAAUCAGACUUCAGAGGAGGAGAAGGACAAGAAAACUUUCAAGUAUCGAUGUUAUAAACAAUACAACAAAUUGGAGUUUUUGAAUGUCGAGGCACAGGUAAAUAUUGAUGGUAAAACCAAGAAACAUAAACGAGCAAAACUUGCACAACUCGUCGACCCCACCGCAAAGAAAAUGAUGAACGUUCCGGUACUUUGUAUAUUCCUACAAAAUGUCGAAACCAUUGAUAAAUCCACCAACGAUUAUAAAAAUUUGAAACUCAUAAACAAUAAUUGGACAUUCCAGUCGAAUUGA
Molecule: messenger RNA, 777 nt
Organism: Saccharomycopsis crataegensis
Lineage: Eukaryota; Fungi; Ascomycota; Saccharomycetes; Ascoideales; Saccharomycopsidaceae
Exons: 1
Coding region: 1-777 (258 amino acids)
Molecular function (GO): nucleic acid binding
Source: RefSeq, a predicted model, not a curated record